Molecule: messenger RNA, 6436 nt
Organism: Calliphora vicina (urban bluebottle blowfly)
Lineage: Eukaryota; Metazoa; Arthropoda; Insecta; Diptera; Calliphoridae
Exons: 4
Coding region: 92-6286 (2064 amino acids)
Biological process (GO): maturation of 5.8S rRNA from tricistronic rRNA transcript (SSU-rRNA, 5.8S rRNA, LSU-rRNA); maturation of LSU-rRNA from tricistronic rRNA transcript (SSU-rRNA, 5.8S rRNA, LSU-rRNA)
Cellular component (GO): nucleolus
Source: RefSeq, a predicted model, not a curated record
UGUUAUUUGUGGAUUUUGUAUUAAUUUUAGCUGGAAUUUAAACGAAACCUCUUAGAAAAACGUAUACAUAGUGUGGAAAUUUCUUUAAAUUAUGGCUGUGGAAGUAAAUAAUAAAAGGAAACGAAAACACGAUGAGAGUGCUCCUCAAGAAGAUGAAGGUGCUGAGGUGGUGCCCAAAAAGCAAACCAAGAAAUCAUUGACUCCCAAAAAAGAUAAAAUCAAGAAAAAGGAAAAAAAUGCAGAAGAGCCUAUGGAUGAGUCGCAACAGGAUUCCGGAUUUGAUAACGAGGAGAAAGAUAUAAAAUUUUCCAAAGAUUUCAAAAUGAUGGAAUUCCGUACCAAAUUGCGAGGGGAUAAGUUUAUAACAGAAUUAAGACAUUUCCUGCACCUUUGUCACAGCCGACCCAAAACCAUUGCUAAAUACAUAGAGAAACGUGGUAAACCUUUAGAAUUUGCUGAGGCCUUAGAGCGUGUCGAUAAGACUAAUGUUUUACACAUUGCUUACAUUUGUGAGGCCCUCCAAAUGGUCGUAAUGGAAAUUCUUGGCCAUCACCCCAAUCACAUGGAAUCGGCAGUAUCGGCUUCUCGUUACUUUCUAAAAUCGCAUGGCCCACUGUUGGAAUUGCUUUUGAAAUCAGCUCAACUUAAUCAUCGUAAAGUAGCACUAAAACUCUUAACAGCCAUUGUGUGUGUAGAGCCUCAAUUGGGUCGCCAGGUGUUGUCCUCCUAUGACAUUCUGUCCAAUGUGAAAAGUAUUACACAAUUUCUUUCGCACUCACAAUUCGAAGUGCAACAGCAGAAGCAACAACAACAACAACAGUUCGAUCAAGAUUUCGAAUCCGUACGCAAAUGUUUCAUACAUUUUGUUCUGUCCUAUUUAGUGGAUGGCAAUACUUUGCUUAUACGCAACAUUUUAGAUCGUGGCUCUCUUAUAAGGGCAUUAGCUGCUGGCCUGGUUUACGAUGAUUCCGUUACAGUUUGUGUGGUUUUGAGCACUCUUAAGAAAUAUGUGCUUGAAUGUCCGGAGAUUUCCAAAACCAAAAAGAUUCAUGUCUUUGAUUUGGCUUGUUGUAAGUCAUUUGUUAACUUGUACGAUUGGAAGGGACCUCGCGUUUUUGCUGCUAACCUAUCGGGUAAAAAGAGGGCGGAUAAGAGUGAAAUUGCUGGCCAAAUGGAACAUUUAAUAAAUCCCCAGGAGAAGGAAGCUGUAUCAAAGGCGGUACAUGAAUUUAUGUUAGUUUUGUUGACAUCCAGAAAAUUUGGUAUCACAUUUGAUUCCAUCAAGUUUUUCCGCCAGAAACAUAAUACUAUACAAGGUCAAAUUAUUGGCUAUAUACACAUCCCCUGGUCCAAUGAACGCAAAACGGAUUUGGUUAUGAAGAUACUAGAAUCCUGUCCCGAUCUUUUCCGUAACACUGUUAGACAUUUUGCGGGCAUUAUAAAUCCCUUACGCACGCCAGCACGUCAUUGGUUUGACGCGGCCGAAUUCUUAACAAAAACCAUAACAGCCUGUCAUCCAAGCCAUCUAAAAGGAGCCUUGGAUAAAAUUACCUUAACCGAUUUUUCAUUUUGGAUUAAAGAUAUCUGUUUGCCCUUGGAAUCAUUGGUGCACAUUAAUGGUAACAAGUUUUUGACGCAUAAAAGUUUUGCACACCGUUUGGCCACCAAUCGCUUACUGCUGGCCAUGUUCCAACAAUAUACCCACUAUGUAGAGAUUAUAAAUCAAAGAGAGAAAAAUAAAAGCUCUAAUUCCUUGAGACGUUUCAAAUUUGAUAUACUCAAUCAUUUAUUAAUGAAUUUCCCCACUAUGGAAAAUAUUUUGUUGUCCUUGAAUAAAUCUAUAGAAUUAAAGGACCUGGGAGAGGUGGAUGUUUUGGCUCAUUUGGAUAUAGCUUUGGAUUUGGUAUUGAUUUUAUGCCAAGAAAAUCGCACUUUCGUUAAUAAAACUUCAGUUAUAUUGGAUUAUUUGGAGUUGCUAAGGCCUUUGUAUGCCCAAGACGAAGAGGAGGAGGAGGCCGCUAAGGUGGAGGCUAAGACCAAAAGUAAUAUUCAAUUGGAAAUGAAGGCUAUAAAGACCAUAUUGUGGUUGUUCCCUAAAGCUUUGGAGCCACAAAAGGAACGUUUCAGCAGUGUUUUAAGAUCAUUUAUUAAGGCUUUUGUUUAUGGGCAGCCUGAAGUAAGUCGUGAGGCUGGUGCUUUGCUAAGAAGUAUAUUUAAAAAUACGGGUAUUUUUGAAUCGGGUGAACUGGAAAUUGAUUUAUGGCUGGAGGCUUUAAGAUUUGUGGAUGUGGAGACCGUUCAUGAGGUGUCUCAAGUGUUUAAUGAAGUUUUAAAGGUCACCAAAGCUGAAGUUGAACUACCCAAAUCGAUAGAAGCGGCCACCAACACCGAAAAUUUAAACUCUUUGUUCUCCAACAUUGAAAAAGGUUUAUCCGUGCAGGCCUAUGUGGAAACUUUAAGCAUUAGCAAGUUGAUGCCUUUAAUCUACAAAGGCGUGGAAAUAACACCUGAGUUAAGCAAAUAUUUGGAAAUUGUCUGCUUUUUAAUGUUCCAUUAUUAUCCCUCUGCGGAAAAUGUCUUGUCACUGUACAAACAGAAUUUCAAGGACAUGUUGCCCUACAUGAAAAGCUGGCUAUCUAAGGAAACUACUAAAGAAAAACAGCUAGUUAUUUUGGCAGGCCAAACUAUAAUACCCUGCCUUAAAGAUGUGCAAACUUUAGUACUGAGUGGCCAAAAAGAUUUUGAGCAAAUUUUCGAAAGUAAAUCCCAAGAUGAUGUUUGUGAAUUUGAGUUUAAGGGAAAUAUGAAAAAGUUUUCUUGUCUCGUGCAAAAUCCUCAUCUUUUAAUGAUUUAUAUACAACAUGUGCUGUUUGAUAUACAACAAUUGCAGGAGAAACAAAUGUUAUCGCAACAGCAGUCAGAAAGAUCAGCUGAAUUUGUGACCACAUGUUUGGAUAUGAUUUUGAAGUUUCCCUCUAAAGAAGAGAAACCUUUAAGUGAUGAACAUGAUUCACUAGACAAUGAAUUGUUUAUACACAAAUUGCUAAAAUACAUUUAUGGCGUUAGACUGCAUAGUGUCAAGACCAAUGAAUUGAUUUCGGCUGAAAAUAUUACGGAUUCUUUUAAAAAUUAUCUAAUUUUCCUUAAUUUAAUAACGGAACACUGCCACAACAUGGAAAACUUUGAUGUGUAUGCCGAGAAUUUCAAAUUGAAAUUGGUUAAGGCCGUGGCCAUUUCUUUGAACAAUAAGAACCAGGUGAAAACUAUGUCUCAUCACUUUGAAGAGUUUAUUAAUCUAUUCAAAGUCUUCCAAUUGUCCGCCGAACACUGUGUGGAAAUCCUAAAUUUACUAGUGGAUAAUUUAACCUACAAAGACUUUUUCCUAGAGGAAAAUAAUAAUCAGAAAACCAUUUAUUAUUCCUUAAUGGUGGCCGUGCUGCAGCGUUUAGCUGAUCUAAAGAAAUCUGUUAAAUGUCCGCAAAUUGUUAAGAAGUUUGCUAAAAUCUAUUGUAAUUUCUUUAAAAAACUAUCGGGAGACUUUAAUGUGGAACUUUUGGAAGAGUCUUUUUACAAUUUCCUGCAAAUAAAUCAUCAGUUUAUUAAAGAAUUGGACAGCAAGUUCUUUGAGUCGUUUUUCAAAGAAAGAAAAUUAACAAAAUCCUGCAUUAAAUUGGCGGCCUUGGUGUUUGAACGUCAUAGCAACUAUGAUUUAAUAUUCAAGGAACAUUUGGAACAGCAUAUGGAUAAAAAGGAACUCAUGUAUCCAUUAAUAGAUUUGGCUUUUAAGAAAAAUCUAGAGCUAGAUCCCUCAGUGUUGCAGAAGGUCUAUCAGAAUUAUAAAAAUGGUUUCAUGAGAACCAUUGAGAAACCUUUAAAGGCCGGCAUGAUUUACAAGGAACAUGUCGAGACCAGUUUGAAACUCAUAGAACUCUGCAUGCCCUUAACAGAGUGUAAGGAUUUCUGCAACAAACAGUUUAAAUUUGAGCACAUAGAAACCUAUCAAUUGAGAACCAUAUACAAGAUCUAUGAAAAAGCUUUCCUGAACAAUGAGCUAAAACAAAAAUCUUCGAUAUUUGUCAACUAUAUCAUGUUGCAAGUGCAAAUGUUGUCGUUGGAUUUGAAAAUGCAAAAGUUAAAUGAAGAAAAAUUACAAUUAAUAAGCUAUCAAGUGCAAGAGUGGUUUAAAUAUGGCUGGCAGUUGAAUAAAUCGUUAGAGGAAAAUCUUAAAGAGGGUGAAGAUACUAAAGAGAAAGAAUUUUCUCCAGAUUUCUCGAAACUUUUGAAAUCCCAACAGUGGCUGCAGUUUUGUAAAUCAUGCUUAAAGUCCGGCAUGCAUAUCAACGAAUCGGAUGUGGAAAUUGAUGUUAAUGACAAAUUCAAUGGUUUGUUAUUACAGCUAUUGGCCUUUUUGUCAGACAAUUUGUAUACCGACUACUCGGAGGAGUGUGCAGAUUCUACCGCAAAUACCGAAUGUGGCCAGUUAUAUGAAAUGAUCUUUACUCAUUCCAAAUUCCAUGACAUUGUCUUAACAAAACCCUCACAAUCACAGGUUAAAACCCAGGUUUUACAUUUGUUAUAUGUGAUGGCCAAAAAGGCACCGUCUUCUCUGCAAGGCACACAAAUUCCUGUUAUCCUGGGAGCCUAUCAAGCCAAAUUGUAUAUUUCCGAUCGUUAUUGUUUGGCUUUGUUGAAUUUGUUUGAAUACUAUGACUGUGGUUUGGCUAAAUACAGACCUUUUAUUUGGGGUGAAAGUGCCAUAGCAUUCUAUGCCCUCAAGGCCGCCGAUGAGGAAAGAGCCAAGUUGACGCAACAGGAAACCUCCAUACAACAGGUCAUGUCUUUGGUAGAUCGCCAAGUGUGUGAAUACACCAUAGAUAAUUUCCCCAUAUGGCGUAAAUUGGACACUUUGCAACAACUGCCCGAACAACAGUUUGAGAAUCCUUUUGUCAAAGCCUGGCAGUUUGGAGCCAACGGUCUGGAACAAAAACUUGAACUAGGAAUAACGGAAAUAAAUGAGAGUGAAAUGCGUUUGUGUCCCAAGCGCUCGGACAUCUUUGAGCAAUGUUAUGAUCCUGCCUUUUUUGUGCCGCUUAUGUCUAUGUGUUUUUCAAACGAGGCUUAUGCUCAUCCCGCUAGACCCGUGCAAAAUGGUCUGUUGGCCUUAACCUUUGCGUCCUUAUCGGCUCAGGACAAGGAACUGCGCCAGGCUGCAGGCUGUGUGCAAUUACGCUACCGCCAACACUUUGAAAACAGUAAAUUCUUUGAGAAACCUUUAUGGGUACAAACCUAUGAAAAUCUGCAAUCAGGUCUUAACGAUUUAAGGAACUCCUGGAUGAAACAUAAAACUAACUCGGGUACCCCCAGAGUUCCCUAUAUUUCGGGUUUAUUUGUGGCCAAAACAUUUAAUCUCACCACUGAUCCUACACAUUUGCUGUACAAACAACUAACCAUGUAUUUGCGGCUCAAGGAAAGUUUCAAUUUCCAAUGCAUACCCGAAUUCAAUGUGCUAUUCUAUUCUCCCGAAGUGGAGCACCAGGAAUUCAGACAAUUCAUAGUGGAGGUCAUAAAGCAUGGCAUUAAGUCCAGCUCCGAUUUGUUUUUACUAGUCUCCACCAAUACCUUCAAAGUGUUAAUGGGUUUCUAUGGCAGUACCAUGUCCACUUUGGAAUUAAAUCUACAAAUACUAUCGGUAUUUUCAACUUGUGUCAAAAUACCAGCCUCCUCUAAAAUAAUGUUAGAGCAUAUAGGCCUAAUACCCUGGUUAAGUUCCAUUAUUACCUCCAUAGAGUUCUAUCAGUUUGAUGUUAUCGAGGGUCUCAUUAGCAUAAUCAACAAUCUAUGGUAUGCGGUAAAGGCCAAUGAAAAAGAGUUCCACAACUACUCGCACAUUUUACUAGAAAUGCAUCGUUUAAUUUUACAACUUAUACCGCUAAUAUCGCCCCGUAUUUCCUCCAAUAAUUUCGGUAAAUUAAUGAACAUACUUAACAAGACCUGUCUACACACUACACAAUAUCUGGCCAUGUCUGCUGAGCAACUAAGCAAACUGUUGUCUUGUGCUGAAAAACAUUUUGGCACUUUGGUAUUGCCUUUGGAGUCGAUUUAUGAAAAUGGUGGCAUGGGCUGUUCUACGUGGCAAGAAUAUUGUAAGCUGCUCCAUAGCCAGCAAGUGGAUAGUAAGGCCAUAUUGGCUUUGUCCAGUUUAAGAUCUUAUAUUAUUUCUUGGUGGUCUAGCCAUAAUGUUAAGGUAGCAACUGAGGAGGCCAACAAUAGUUUAAUCAAAUGUUAAUGUGGAUCUACCAGAUGUUGAUGUAUUUCUUUUUGAGAUGUAAUAAUUUAGGAUUUUAUUUUAUUAUGUUUUAUUUUUGUAAAUUGAAAAAAAGAAAGAAAAUAAUAAAGUACAAUAAUUAUUGUUAAUUUUAAUUAAAUAAAAAAAAAA